UCAAAUCGCGCACCGCGCGGGCGAGGUCGUCAUUGGAGGAUUCCCUAGUUCCCAAAGCCAGCAUGCUAGAUUGGGCAAAGAUGCGUACGAAUCACCCUAGUCAGAGCUCUGGCAAUGGGUGAUGUAUAUAUUCCAAGCGAUGGAAUGCGGCAGUGGGCUUUUGUGUAUUGGCAACCAUCGGCCUCGACCUAGAACCAUCCAUUCCAAGAGUAAUAUCUUUGGGAUCUAUCCUACGAGGUCUUCCUGUUCACACCACUACAGCGACACAGAAAGCCUAAUACGAGCAAAUUGCUAAUAAAUAUGGCCGAUCUCCAGAGGCCCCAAGAUCCCGCCUCGUCUUCCACGAGUGUCGACACGAUCGGGUCCCGAAUCGAGUCGGACGUCGACCUGGAAAAGGCAGAGACCAUUCACCCAAUCCCCACCUCUGGGACCGGGGCAGCAGCUACACGAUCGCAAACCGUUGGCAGGACGCGAUCUGUGGCUACUGAUGGGUACUCGGUGUACGACGUCGACGAAGAUGAAAGCGAGGAGGCAUCCGUCGCGCGCACCAAGACCAGCCCCUACGAAGUUCGCUGGGAGGGACCAGGCGACGAGGGGAAUCCUCGCAAUUUCAACAUCGCCCGAAAAUGGGUCAUUGUCCUCAUCACUUCGAUCGCGUCCUUUUGCGUCACAUUUACCUCGUCCGUCUACACCACCACUUACGAACAGCUCAUGAAGGACUUCCACUGCUCCAGAGAGAUCGCCACCCUCGGUCUUUCAAUGUUUGUCUUGGGCCUAGCAUUCGGCCCGAUGCUUCUGGGCCCGCUGUCCGAGUUCUAUGGUCGAAGACCCAUCUACAUCGCGUCCAUGUUCUUCUUCCUGAUCUGGCUGAUCCCCUGCGCGGUCGCCCAGAACAUCCAGACCAUGAUCGUCUGCCGAUUCUUCGAUGGCUUCGCGGGGAGCGCGUUCCUCGCCGUGGCGGCGGGCACCGUGGCAGAUCUGUUUGAGCCCAAGGACCUCGAGUUCCCCAUGAUGAUCUUCACCGCCUCGCCCUUUAUGGGUCCUGCGGUUGGGCCGGUCAUUGGCGGCUUGAUCAACCAGUUCACCUCAUGGCGAUGGACUUUCUACACGCUCCUCAUCUGGACCGGCGUCCUGCUGGUGCUUGUCAUCUUCUUCGUGCCCGAGACGUACCACAAAGUCCUCCUCAAGCGCCGCGCCCAGCAGAAGCGCAAGGCGACGGGGGAGAGUCAGUGGUACGCGCCCAUUGAGCAACUCGACCGCAGCAUCCUCGGGACCGUCGUCCACUCGUGCUCCGUGCCGUUCGAGCUCUUGUUCUUCGAGCCCAUGUGCCUCCUGCUGUGCCUCUACUCGGCCAUCCUGCUGGGCAUCGUCUACCUGUUCUUCGGCGCCUUCCCGCUCGUCUUCGGCACCAACCACGGCUUCUCGCUGUACCAGGUCGGCUUGACCUUCAUCGGGCUCCUCGUCGGCAUUGCCAUCGGCGUGCUGACGGACCCGUUCUGGCACAAGAAUUACGUCAAGAUGGUGCGCAAGCUCGAGGAGCAGACGGGGCAGGUCGGCAUCAAGCCCGAGCCCGAGUAUCGCUUGCCGCCCGCCAUGUUUGGAGGCAUCCUUGUCCCCGUCGGCCUGUUCUGGUUCGGCUGGACGACGUACUCGAGCGUCCACUGGAUCGUGCCCAUCAUCGGCAGUGCUGUCUUCGGCAUUGGCUUGUUCCUUGCCUUUACCGGCAUCUUGACCUUCCUUGUCGACGCAUACCCCAGCUACGCCGCCAGCGCAGUCGCAGCCAACUGCCUGGUCCGGCUCUUGUUUGCCGGGGCAUUCCCUCUCUUCGGGACUCAAAUGUACGAAAAUCUUGACUACCAAUGGGCCUCUUCCCUGCUGGGCUUCCUCGCCCUGGCCUGUGUCCCCAUGCCGUAAGUGUCCCUGACAUGUCGCCCCCCUUCUUUAUACAUCGGGCUCCUUGUUUCUGAAUACACUGGGACUGACGGUCGUCGAUUACAGGUUCUUCUUCUACAGAUACGGCAAGAAGAUCCGCUCGAGGAGCCGGUUCAACAACGCUGCGUAGAUCGAUAUCGCAUACAUUUUCACUUGAUUCUCGUCCUGCAGCGUUGAGAGCGGGGGCUAAGGAGGUUGGAACAUGGGUUUCUUGGGGUCAUGUUAUACGCACAGCAUAGCGAGGCGUUUUGUCGUCGAGGGGUUUUUCGUUCAUGUCGACAAUGCUUUGUUCAAGAUACAAGAAACCUCCUUUUACGAGCCUUGGAGCUCGCAUUUUGAUACCAGGGGGCCACCAAACGUGCUCGCCCCCGCGGUGGAUAACCAGAAUAUAAUAACCCUCUAGACCUUCAGA
Molecule: messenger RNA, 2344 nt
Organism: Cladophialophora immunda
Lineage: Eukaryota; Fungi; Ascomycota; Eurotiomycetes; Chaetothyriales; Herpotrichiellaceae
Exons: 6
Coding region: 301-1914 (537 amino acids)
Biological process (GO): transmembrane transport
Cellular component (GO): membrane
Molecular function (GO): transmembrane transporter activity
Source: RefSeq, a predicted model, not a curated record